Molecule: messenger RNA, 903 nt
Organism: Chrysoperla carnea
Lineage: Eukaryota; Metazoa; Arthropoda; Insecta; Neuroptera; Chrysopidae
Product: haloacid dehalogenase-like hydrolase domain-containing protein 2
Exons: 4
Coding region: 93-878 (261 amino acids)
Biological process (GO): dephosphorylation
Molecular function (GO): phosphatase activity
Source: RefSeq, a predicted model, not a curated record
UUUAAAUUUAAUGCAAUCGCGUAAUUAAUUAUACCUAAAUGUUAUAAAUUAAAAAUUUUCCUAUUGAAACAAUACAUCAUACAAAUCGGAAAAUGAUUAAAGCAGUGUUGAUUGAUUUAAGUGGCACUUUACAUGUUGGAGAUGCAGCAAUUGUUGGGGCUCAAGCAGCUUUAAAAAAAUUACGUGAAACUGGAGUACUUAUUCGAUUUGUUACAAACACAACGAAGGAGAGUCGAAACAUCUUAUUUAAUCGGUUAACAAAAUUGGGAUUCGAACUUCAAAAAGAGGAAAUGCAUAGUUCAUUAAUAGCAGCCAAAUCUGUGAUUGAAUCCAAUAAUUUAAAGCCCUUUUAUUUACUUGAAAAUGAAGCAAUGGAAGACUUUAAAGAUUUAAUACCUGCUAAUCCAAAUGACAUUAAUGCUGUUGUCGUAGGACUGGCGCCUAGCCAAUUCCAUUACGAUAAAAUGAAUGAAGCUUUUAGAUAUUUGCUAAAUGGUGCAAAAUUAAUUGCUAUCCACGAGGGAAAAUAUUACAAAACUGAAGAUGGUUUAUUAUCUCUAGGACCGGGAUGUUUUGUUAAAGGUCUUGAAUAUUCAGCUCAAUGUAAAGCUGAGGUAGUUGGAAAACCAAAACCCAACAUCUUCAGGUCAGCACUACUUGAUAUUAAGCCUCAAGAUGCAAUUAUGAUUGGAGAUGAUGUUAAAGAUGAUAUUAAAGGUGCAAUGGAUGCUGGCUUACAAGGUUUCUUAGUUCAAACUGGUAAAUAUCGAGCAGGGGAUGAAAAUACCAUUACACCUAAGCCAACAGCUGUAUGUAAAAGUUUUGUGGAAGCUGUAGAAUUAAUAAUUUCUGAAAUAAAUCAGAAAAAUUGUAGUUAAUAAAAUGAAUGUGAUAUUUUAUAUU